AUGGCCAGCAUCAUGACGAUCCUCGAGCAAAAUCCGACCGUGGGCAUUGCCGUGGGCGGCGCGCUCGUUGUUGCCGCCGUGGGUCUGACAGCGGCCAAGGCGCUGGGCGGCGGUGACAAGUCUCCGUCCUCGAAGACCUCGACAGCGUCAAAGAAGAAGAAGAAGAGCGUCAAGGGCAAGAAGAAGACGGUGGCAGUGGCCCCCGCGGAUCACGAGGCGCCCUCGUCUUCUGACAUAAACCUCGAAGAGUUUGUCGACGAUGGGCCGGACUCAGAAGAGGAAGAGGCACUUCGCGCAGAGAAACGCAAGCUGAAGCUCAAGCAAAAGAAGAAAAAUGCCAAAGCCAAACAGCGCGCUGUGGUGAGUAGUACUCCAGGCAAACCAGGAGCAGAGGAGACGGACAAGGAGAAGGAGAAGAAGAAGGCUGCAGCUGCUGCAAUCAAGAAGGAUGUGGACGAUGGGUGGGAAACGGUCCUGAGCAAGAAGAAGAGUGCAAAGUCCAAGCAGCAGUAG
Peronospora matthiolae is the source of this 513-nucleotide messenger RNA. The record is from the annotation of a GenBank genome assembly. Lineage: Eukaryota; Oomycota; Peronosporomycetes; Peronosporales; Peronosporaceae.